Neoarthrinium moseri is the source of this 648-nucleotide messenger RNA. RefSeq lists its product as uncharacterized. Lineage: Eukaryota; Fungi; Ascomycota; Sordariomycetes; Amphisphaeriales; Apiosporaceae. Gene Ontology annotation, cellular component: membrane. The record is from RefSeq and is a predicted model, not a curated record. The transcript has 2 exons. The coding region runs from base 1 to 648 and encodes 215 amino acids. Gene Ontology annotation, biological process: mitochondrial respiratory chain complex I assembly.
AUGUCCAGCCUAGGCCCCCAGAUCGGCCCCGUCAAGCGGGCAUGGUACCGCUGGAAGAUGCUGCGGCUGCCGUGGCGGAAGCGCUUUCUCGUCGGCCUCGACCUCCGCGGCAACACGUACUGGACCUUCCUGGACCAGCGGCCCGACCCCUCGACGCCCGACGCCGCCCUGCGCUGGCGCCGCAUCGUGCAGUACCCGCGCAGCACGCAUCUGAGCGAGGUCAAGGUGCCGCCGCAGUGGCACCAGUGGCUGCGGCACCAGCGCGAGGACGCGCCGUCGCUGGGCGAGCAGGCCGCCGACCUGGCCCGCCGCGAGCGCACCCGCCUGCUGGCCGCCGAGGCCGACGCCCGCUGGGAGGCCAAGCCGCGCGUCAUGGACAUCCCCGCCGCCGAGCGCGAGCAGCUCCAGCGGCAACAGCAGCAGCCCGCCCCGGCGCUGGAUACCGGCGACAUGCGCGGGAAGGUCAUGGCGGAGGAAGGUCAGAGAGACACGCCGAGGGCGGCGACGGGGACACCGGCAGACACAGCGCCGGGGGCGAAGGAGGGCAAGACCACCGAGGUGAAGGAUGAUCCGUGGAAGAGAGCCAGUGGGCCGAGCGAGACCUGGCAGCCCGAGGCCUGGACGCCGAGCAGUGCGCGGAGGCGGUGA